AUGGAAACAUUGAGUGACUCGGUGUCGAAAGUCACACUGGAUGAAGUCGAUACCAAAACAACUGAAAAUGAUGAACAAGUUCAUACCAAAGCAAUUGAGAAUGAUGAACCAGCUUCUUCAAACAGAGAAAAUCAUAGACCUAUAGUUAGCCACUACAUACAUAAGGAGUUGAAGAUAUAUGGUGCCAUAAACGCCUCGGAGGGUAUCAGUUAUGUAAAUUUAAUUCGUCAAAUUGAUGCAGCCGUUAGUAAAAAGUAUUCCGAGUCAGAGAUAAUUUGGGCUGUGAUUAAAUCUGUACAUCCGUCUCAGCAAUUGAGGGGAAAGCAGUAUUAUGAGCCAACUCCCCAAGUUAUUGCUGAACAAAGGGGUUAUGAUGAUGAUUACAAUGCUGAACACAAAGACAAAGAGACUGGUAUAGAACCAGAACAGGUUCCAGAGGACACAACACUAGAUAACCCUGUUGAGGAAGUUUUAGACCUGCCUGUAGUACCAGAAUCGCCAACAACUUCAGUUAGCGAUGAUGGAAUACGCCGAUCAAGUCGUAAUCGCCAACCACCCGCUCGACUUACAUACGACAUGGAUGGUAACACUAGUGAAUGGCGAACAUCACCAUGUUUAAUCACUGGAAUACCUGAAUGGAGGCCAGUACCAAUGAUUCAUUAUGUUGGAAAUUUUGGUCCUAGAUAUCUGAAUUAUGGUCCAGAAUAUCUGAAUCAUGGUGCAAGAUUAAACCAACCACCUAUAGGUUACCACAUGCCAAGUGUCCUACCUACUGUACUAGACUCUUAUAGACUAUUAAGUGAAGUUAGUUUGAAAUAG
Messenger RNA from Lottia gigantea (owl limpet), 819 nucleotides. RefSeq lists its product as hypothetical. Bases 1 to 819 code for a protein of 272 amino acids. The transcript has 2 exons. The record is from RefSeq and is a predicted model, not a curated record. Lineage: Eukaryota; Metazoa; Mollusca; Gastropoda; Lottiidae.